AUGUUCGCGAUAUUUCAGUGCACGUUCCUCUCGUGGCUGCUCUUACGCGUUUCAGAUUGUGCUCGUUCGACAGGCAACGUCGUCUAUCCAAGGCUUCUCGAGGCAAGAGGACUGGACGCUGACAAGGUUUUGUACAUUCAAGAUGACAUUGUUCUCAAUCUGCAAAAGACUUCAGUGCUCUCAGAAAGCUUUGUGUUUAGCAAUAACAAUAAUGGAAGAAGAGUCGACAAACUUAUGAACGGAAAGGAGCUUGAAGCAAACAUGUAUCACGAUCGAGCCCGAAUGGCGUCAGUUACCUUAGAAGAAAAGGAAGGCAGAGUUGAAGUGAAAGGAAUUGUUAGCGAGACGCUAAGAAUUGCCCCUCUUCCUCUAAGUGCCCGAUCAGAAGACGGUCAUAUUCCCCACGAAUUACUUCAACUGGAUCAACGUCACCAAGGUAGAGGCAGAUUUCAAGCUCGUUCAGGACUUCAGCGCAAUAAUAUUUUUCAUGCAGAACUGAAAAUUGUGGUCGAUGAUAAUCACCGAAGUGCCUUCGGAUCCGAUCAAGAUUUAGUAGAAUAUUUAGCGACCUGUAUGAAACUGGUAAACAUUCGGUAUGAAGACACAUCAGAUCCAAUGGUCCAGUUCCUGCUAACCACAGUUGAAGUAGCGGAUCCUCGUUUUGAUGAGGUGUUCUCCAGCUAUGAUGUGGAAUGCCCAAGCCGUUCAACCAAAACUUACAUGGACCCAGUCAGGAUGAUUAACAAAACUGUAGAGUUGUAUGGAAACAGUAGCGAGGAUAUUACAGUUUUCGUCACAUCGGUGGACCUUGCAGAUAACUUCAAUAACAUCGUCUACAACUAUGUGUUAGGGCAAGCGAAAUUUCGAGGUCUCUGCAGUAAAGACAGGCGUGUUGCGAUUGUGGAGGACACGCCACCCUUCUACACGUUAGUUCAAAUAAUAGCACAUGAGCUUGCACAUACACUUGGAGCCACUCACGAUGGAGACGAUCCUCUCAAGAAAAUAUACAAUAUGACAGAAGACAAUUGCCCCUCUAAGGGGUACAUGAUGUCACCUUAUGCCCAUGGGAACAAUAACGGGCACUUCUCAAAUAUUUCACUUAAACAGAUGAAGGAAUUUAUCGGGAAAUUAGACCAAAAAUGCAAAGAAGUUACAUUGGACACGGCAAAUAAGACUACAAAAGUGCUGCCGGGAACGAAUUUGAAUUUAACGAAGUACUGCCACCUCAAACAUCCAAACUUUCCUCGUAUCUCCCUAUUUCAGGACGAUAAUAUGAAGCAGAAUUGCCGAUUUCAAUGCUGCCCGGAAAACUUUUAUUCCUGUUUUGACGAAAUCGCCGUAGAUGGAAUGCCCUGUGGGGAUCGAAAGAUAUGCUUCAGAAACAAAUGCGAUACGCAUGAUCAUCUCUCUCCAAACAGGACCGUGAACGUCUCUAUGUUAAUUGCGGUGAAGUCUUACAACACAAGCCAUCCACGUGAUUUGAAUACGCGCCCCACUUAA
Molecule: messenger RNA, 1500 nt
Organism: Ixodes scapularis (black-legged tick)
Lineage: Eukaryota; Metazoa; Arthropoda; Arachnida; Ixodida; Ixodidae
Product: venom metalloproteinase antarease-like TtrivMP_A
Exons: 13
Coding region: 1-1500 (499 amino acids)
Biological process (GO): membrane protein ectodomain proteolysis
Molecular function (GO): metalloendopeptidase activity
Source: RefSeq, a predicted model, not a curated record